Molecule: messenger RNA, 9306 nt
Organism: Symbiodinium sp. CCMP2592
Lineage: Eukaryota; Dinophyceae; Suessiales; Symbiodiniaceae
Source: the annotation of a GenBank genome assembly
AUGUUCAGCCAGAACAUGUCCAACUGCCAAGAGCUCUUCCGUGUCUGGAAGGAUGUGGGGCAAUUUCGGCAGCUGGUCAGGGAGCAGCUGAAAAAGCGUGGCAACGAGCGGCCGACAGUGAAGAUCAACUGUGAGCACGAGCAGCUCCAGGCGCGUAUCGAGGAGCUCCAGAAGUUCCGGAGGCAUCACAUGAAGCUUCAAGAAAUCAUCGAGCGGGUGCUCGUGGACGGCAAGGAGACCGGUGCAAAGGCAGAAGUUGCAGCCGCCUACCAGCUUGUCGAGCAGGUGGAUGUCCUGGAUGUGAGCCGCAGGGGUCAGCAGGAAUGGGAGAGCACUCAGCGUCGCUACGACGAGCGUAUCGACCAUGCAGAAAGUGAGAUCACUGCAAGGCUUCGCGACAAGCUUGGGGCUGCCAAGACUGCGACGGAAAUGUUCCGCGUCUUCAGCCGGUUCAAUGCGCUCUUUGUUCGUCCCCGGAUUCGAAGGGCCAUUCAGGAGUACCAGUCUUCUUUGAUCCAACAGGUGAAGGAGGACGUGCAUCGCCUGCAGGAGAAGUUCAAGGAGACUUAUGAGGGCACCCAGGCUUGCAAGCUCACGGCGAUCCGUGGAUUGCCCCCAACGGCCGGGCUCAUCGUUUGGGCCAGGCAGCUCGAGCGUCGCCUGGCCAUCUACAUGAGCCGUGUCGAGGAUGUACUUGGCAAAGGAUGGGAAAACCAUGUGGAUGGGAAGAACCUGAAGCAGGAGGGCGACGCUUUCGCCAGAAAGAUGAAGACGAGCCACAUAUUUGAUGAAUGGCUGGCUGAUACAAAGGACUCCAAGAAAUUUGAUGUGAGCAUGCGAAUCUUCGACAUCCAGCAGGGCUAUCAGACCUACCUGCUAUUGGUCAACUUCGAUGAGCAGAUCAUCACGCUCUUCAAGGAGGUGCGGAAUUUGCAGGCUCUGGGCGAUUACCGUGUCCCCUAUGCGAUCAAGGUGAAUUCUGACGAAGCCAAGCAGAACUAUCCCUUUGCUAUGACAUUGCAAGAGGCCGCACGGACGUACAUGCAGACGUGCGCGCAGAUCAAAGCCGACCAUCAACCAUUGAUGGCCUCGUUUCAGAAGGGCGUGCAGGACUUGAUAGCCGACGGACUACAUCUGAAGUGGGAUGACCAGAAGAUCGAGAGCUACACCCAAAAGCUUUCUGAGACUGUCUUCCAGUUUCAACAGAAGUUCACUGAGCUUGAGUCGAUGGCCGAGCAGAUGUCCCGCACUAUUGAGAGCUUGGACGACGUGAAUGUGAGGCAAGAAACCAGUGCUCAAGAGAUGCUCUUGGCCAAGUUCGAGAAAAUGCAGAAGACUGUUGAUGACAUGAACUUGGCGAGCUUCUCCAACAUGGACGCUUGGGUGCAAGGCCUGAACAAGCAGAUCGAACAGAGGCUGGUUAAGCUCCUGGCGGCGACUAGCGCUCAGUGGCUGCAGGAAUUCAAGAGAUGGCCAUUGAACGGCAACAACUUGAUUCAGGAAGCCGCGGUCCAACUUGCAGUGCUGGAGCUUCACAUGCAGACAUCCCCCUCGGGAGUACGCUUGGUGCUGGAGCCUCAGAAGGAGUUUGCAAUGACGCACUGGGUGAAGCACUACCACGACUGUUUGGGGAUGGUGUGCAACCUGCCUCUGCUCCAAGCAGCCCGCUUUGAUGCUCUUAAGCGCGGGGCGAAGGAGUUUGCUGCAACGCACAAGGGUCUCAUCGCACUGUUGGAUCAGAAGACCCUUAUCGAGGUCUACGAUCAUGUCAGCAGCACUGUGGAGGACAUGCAGGAGUAUGUUUCGAGCUGGAUGCAGUACCAGUCGCUUUGGGAGAUCAACACCAGUGCAGUCCUCUCGCGGCUCGGCGAUGAUCUCAGCCGGUGGCACAGCAUGCUGACCGAGAUCCAGUACCUGAGCUCUCGCUUCGAAGGCUCCGAGCAGGAGAAGUACUUUGGCCCCAUUGUGGUGGACUACAGCAAGGUCCAGUCCAGGGUCAAGGCCAAGUACGACCAGUGGCACCGCGACCUUCUGAAUUCCUUCGGGGAGAAGGUCAGGGAGGCCAUGAGCGAGUUCUUCCGUCAGGUCAACCAGGGCAGGGAGCGGCUGGAAGCCGUCGAUGGCAGCGGCGACCUCACGGUGGUCUGCAUGGCAGUGCUGAAGGUGAAAACCAGCGCCGAGAAAUGGAGCCCAGAGUUUGAAGAGCUGCAGAAGGCACAGAAGCUGCUUGUGAAGCAGCGGUUCCAGUUUCCGGAGGAUUGGAUGCACAUCGAGCAAGUGCAGGGUGAGUGGGAGGCAUUCGAGCAAAUCCUGACCCGACGCAACCGGAUACUUGAUCAUGAGCUACCGAAGCUUCGAUCGGUGUUGGUCCAGAAAGACAAGCAGCUGGAGGAAAGCAUCACUCAGCUUUAUGCAGAAUGGUCCAGCCAGAAACCGGUCCAGGGUGGCUUAAAGCCGACCGCUGCCAUGCAAGCGAUUAAGGACUUCGAUGAGCGCCUCUUGAUGCUCCGGGAACAGCACAGCCAGCUCGUGCAACUGAAAAAGUCCUUGCAGAUGGAGGUGGGUGACGUGGAGGCGUUGGCGCCGUUGCAGGAGGAAAUGGGAAACUUGAAGGAUGUAUGGUCCGAGAUCAAUACGGUGCACAGCCGAGUGGAAACGUUGAAGGAGACUUUGUGGACUGCAGUGGAGCCCAAGCGCAUCAAGCAUGCACUGGAGGACCUGCUUUCGAACAUGAAGCAGAUGGACCGGCGGUUGCAGCAGUACGAGGCGUUCGACCACAUCCAGGAGCAACUUCAGGCUCAAAUAAAGCUGAACCAGGUUGUGGCAGAGCUGAAGACGGAUGCGCUCAAGGAGCGUCACUGGAAGCAAAUCGUCCAGAUGCUAAAGCUUUCAGUUGGCUUCAAUGAGCUGACGCUGGGCCAUCUCUGGGACUCGAACCUGGAGAAGCACCAGCCAGCCAUCAAAGAGAUGCUCGCCAGAGCACAGGGCGAAAUGGGUCUGGAACAGUUCCUGGCAGAGGUUCGAGAAAAAUGGAGCAAUUACGAUUUGGAACUCGUGCCCUACAAGAGCAAGUGCCGGCUGAUCCGUUCGUGGGAUGACCUGUUUAGCCAGCUGGAUGAGCACCUCCAGAGCAUUCAGUCGAUGAAGAUGUCUCCGUACUACAAGUCCUUCGAAGAUGAAGGCGCCACUUGGGAUGACAGGCUGAACAAGAUUCGCAUCGUCUUUGACUUGUGGAUGGAUGUGCAAAGACGGUGGGUCUACUUGGAGGGUAUCUUCGGCAGCAGCGCAGACAUCCAGCAGCUGCUCCCCAACGAGUUUGCCCGCUUCAAGACCAUUGACUCCGAGUUUGUUGGUCUGAUGAAGAAGGUGGCGGCCAAGCCCAAGGUCCUGGAGGCCGUCGGAAUUGAGGGGGUCCAGAAGCAGUUGGACCGCUUGUCGGACAUGCUGACGGCUGUCCAGAAAGCCUUAGGCGACUACCUGGAGAAGCAGCGCUCGCAGUUUGCACGCUUCUACUUCGUCGGAGAUGAGGACCUUCUUGAAAUGAUCGGCAACUCGAAGGAUGUUGCAGCUGUAAGCCGCCAUCUUGCGAAGAUGUUUGCUGGGCUGUCGCAGCUCAGCACCGAUCCAAGCAGCCCCGAGCUCGUCAAGGCCAUGCAGUCGCGCGAAGGAGAGACCGUGGAGUUCAUCAAGCCUGUGAACAUCAACGAGGAUCCGUCGAUCAACGCUUGGCUUUCUAGGACGGAGGCCCACAUGCAGAGCUCCCUGGGCGAGCACCUGAACUCCUCGAUGAAUGAGCUGGGAACUCUCUUCACCGCAGACGGAAAGAUCAGCGAGGAUGCCACCAUGGCCUGGGUCUCCAAGUACCCCUGCCAGGUGCUUCUCAUGGCGAUUUUGGCCGAUUGGUGUCAAAAAGUUGAAGUGGCGCUGAGUGCCAGUGCUGGCAGUGCUGACGUGGAGAAAGUCUUGGGGCGGGCCGUCGAGCAGUUGUCCUUCAUGGCAGGGAAGGUCAUCACGAACAUCAGCAACGACGUUCGCCAGAAGCUUGCGCAGAUGAUAACCGAGGUGGUUCACCAGCGAGAUGUCUCACGACAGUUGAUUCAGGACAAGGUGGCAUCCCCAAAGGACUUCCAGUGGUUGCAGCUGAUGCGAAUGUAUUGGAACCCAAGUGAGCCGCAGAUUCUGCAACGCCUUUCGAUCUGCAUGGCAGAUGCCAGCUUUUUCUACGGCUUUGAGUACCUGGGAAUUGCCGACAAGCUGGUGCAGACCCCACUGACAGACCGCUGCUUCCUGACACUGACCCAAGCACUGCACAUGCGCCUGGGUGCCAACCCGUUUGGGCCGGCGGGCACCGGUAAGACGGAGUCGGUAAAGGCGCUGGGGAACACCAUGGGAAGGUUCGUUUUGGUCUUUUGCUGUGACGAGGGCUUCGACUUCCAGGCCAUGGGCCGAAUUUUCGUGGGCUUGUGCCAAGUGGGCGCCUGGGGCUGCUUCGACGAGUUCAACCGACUCGAAGAAAGGAUUCUUUCGGCGGUCUCUGAGCAGGUUCUAACCAUACAGACAGGGAACAAGCAGAACAAAAAGGAGAUCGAGAUCCUCGGCAAGCAGGUGCGGUUGAACUCCAACGUGGGCAUCUUCGUAACGAUGAAUCCCGGCUACGCCGGGCGUUCCAACCUGCCGGACAACCUGAAGCAGCUCUUCCGGGCCAUGGCCAUGACCACGCCCAACAAGACUCUCAUCGCACAGGUGAACCUCUACAACCAAGGCUUCAUCAGCGCCGAGAAGCUGGCCAGCAAGGUGGUCUUCCUUUUCGACCUCUGCAAGGAUCAGCUCUCAUCGCAGCCACACUACGACUUUGGACUGCGCUCCCUGAAGGCCGUGUUGGCAUGUGCGGGCUCCAUGAAGCGCGAGGAGGUCACGAACAUAGGUGCCGAGAAGUUCGGCGAGCUCUCAGAAGACGAGGUGUCACAGAGUGAGCAGAAGAUUCUACUGCGAGCAAUUUUUGAUACGCUUGUUCCAAAGCUGGUGGCGCAAGACAAGCCGCUGAUGCAAAGCUUGAUCUCCGGUGUUUUCCCUGGCGCGGACGUCGGCAUCGUGGACAAUCAGAUCCUUCAGGAUGAGAUUCGCAGGCUCUGCAAGCUGCGGCACUUUGAGUGCACAGACAACUUCAUGUUGAAGUGCAUGGAACUCUUCCAAAUCCAAAGGAUCACUCAUGGUGUAAUGCUGGUGGGCACUGUUGGCACAGGAAAAUCCACUGUUUGGCGAACGCUUCUGGAUGCUAUGGAGAAACUGGAUAACAUUAAAGGAGAUGCCUAUGUUGUGGAUCCCAAAGCAGUCAGCAAAGAGGAAUUGUAUGGCAAGCUGGAUCCAACGACACUGGAGUGGACCGAUGGAGUUUUUACCGACAUUCUUCGGCGGAUUCUUUCAGGACAUCGUGGCGAGAACCAGCGGCGACAAUGGAUAAUGUUUGAUGGUGACGUCGAUCCGGAGUGGGCCGAGAACCUGAACUCAGUGCUUGAUGACAACAAACUGUUGACACUGCCGAAUGGGGAGCGCCUAGCUAUUCCACCGAAUGUUCGGAUCAUGUUCGAGGUGGAUACCCUGAAGUAUGCCACACUGGCCACAGUCAGUCGCUGUGGUAUGGUUUGGUUUGCCAACGACGUGGUCACACGAGAGAUGCUCUGCAGCCACGAGCUGAAAUCGAUCAAGCAUGGCAACCUCGAGUCCGAGAGCCAGAAGAAGGAGGAGGCUCACGAAGGACUUCCCAAGGAGCAGAGGACGAAGGUGAAAUGCAUCGAAGCCUUGGAGCCCCUCUUCGAGAAAGGCUCUCUCGUGCUCUCCGCCCUGCAGCUUGCCUUUGAGCUGGAUCACAUCAUGACCUUCACUGCCAUCAGAGCCUUGACUGGCUUGUUUUCGAUGGUCCGCAAGGGCAUCAACAUGAUUCUGGAGUACGAUGAAGUUCAUGAAGAGUUCCCGUUGGCAGAUGAUAUACUGCAAUCCUUCAUGCGCAAAUACCUGGUCUUUGCUAUCUGCUGGUCGUUUGGAGGCGACAUGUUUCUGAACACACGCAUGAAGUUCUGCGAGAUGUUGGCGGGGCACCUGGACGACAUUCCGGCUCCGGACGGCCUUGGCGGCGACACGACACUGCUCGACUUCGAGGUCCGCGUCGAGGAUGGGCAAUGGUACCACUGGGACAAGAGGGUGCCGACCUUGGACAUUGAUCCCGAGAAAGUGGCCGACAGCAGCUUGAUCAUCUCGACGGUCGACACCGUGCGACAUACCUCCACUCUCGCAGCUUGGCUGGAGGAGCGGAAGCCCUUCAUUUUGAGCGGCCCCCCUGGCAGCGGCAAGACAAUGACGUUAAUGUCGACCAUGAAGGCCAUGGCAGGCAGUCUGGAGCUGGCGUCCUUGAACUUCUCGGCGGGUACGACCCCCGAGCUUUUGCUGAAGACCUUCGACCUUUAUUGUGAGACCGUGAAGACCCCUAACGGCCUUGUCAUGCGCCCUCUGCAAUUGAAUCGCUGGGUCGUGGUCUUCUGUGAUGAGUGCAACCUGCCAGAACAGGACAAGUAUGGUACGCAGAAGGUGAUCAUGUUCAUCCGCCAGAUCACCGAAGCUGGGGGCUUCUAUCGGCCGAGUGACAAGCAGUGGGUCAACGUGGAGCGCGUUCAGUUUCUUGGAGCUUGCAACCCUCCGACGGAUCCGGGUCGCCAUCCCAUGUCUGACCGCUUCCUAAGACACGCUCCUGUGAUCUGGGUGGACUACCCCGGGCCGGACUCCCUGCGCCAGAUCUACGGCACCUUUAAUCGUGCCAUGCUGAAGCUGCAACCGCAGCUCGACAAGAGUUGCUCCGAAGGCAUGACGAACACGAUGGUGCAAUUCUGGCGGGAAAGCGCGCAGAAGUUCACGUCCGAUCAGCAGCCCCACUAUCUCUACUCUCCACGUGAGCUCACUCGUUGGAAGACAGCUCUUUAUGAAUGCAUGCGAUACUGGGAUGGCAUGACUCAGACAAAUCUCAUCCGUCUCUUGGUGCACGAGGGUCUGCGGAUCUUUGUGGACCGUCUGGUGCAUGAGGAGGAGCGACAGUGGAGCGAGGAGCUGCUGGACGAGGCCGGCAGUGAUGCGUUUGGUUGUAGCGCCGACGUGCUCCAGCGUCCAAUUCUAUUCAGCUGUUACCUGGAUGAACAGCACCGUUAUCGCGAUGAGACAAGAGAAAACCUGCGAGAGUUCGUGAAGGGCAAGCUCAGCAUCUUCUAUGAGGAGGAGCUGGACGUGCGCCUGGUUAUCUUCGAUUCUGUGCUGGACCACAUCGUUCGCAUGGACCGGGUCCUGAGGCAGCCCCUUGGGCACCUCCUGCUCGUGGGAGCAUCGGGUGCUGGCAAGACGGUUCUCUCCAAGUUUGUCUCCUGGCUGAAUGGGCUGAGUGUAUACACCUUGAAGAUCGGGCGGAACUACGACGUCCUCGCCUUCGAGGCUGACGUGCGUGUGGUCAUGAAGCGUGCUGGCGUGAAGGGCGAGAAGAUCACCUUCAUCUUUGACGAGUCCAACGCUUUGGGUCCGGCGUUCAUUGAGAGAAUGAACGCGCUCCUGGCAUCGGGGGAAGUGCCGGGACUUUUCGAAGGCGACGAGUACACGGCGCUCAUCCACGAAUGCCGCGGCGCUAACAUCCAGGGCGUCGAUGAUGCAGAAAUAUUCGCACGUUUCACGAAGCAAGUCCAGCGCAAUCUGCACAUCGUCUUCACGAUGAACCCUGCGAAUCCAGACUUCUACAAUCGGUCGAAUUCCAGCCCCGCGCUGUUCAAUCGCUGCGUCAUCGAUUGGUUUGGGGACUGGCCACAGGAGGCUCUUCUGCAGGUGGCCGCCGACUUCACCGCCAGCAUGCAGAUAGGUGAAGAUACCUUCACCGGUGGCUGUACUGGGGCUGGCGAGGAGAAGGAUGCUCUUCGACAUCAGAAGCUGUCGGAGACGAUUGUGGCAUUCCACCAACAGGUGGACCAGACCAAUGUGGACCUGAAGAAAAGCGCCCUGAGAUACAACUUCAUCACACCUCGCGAUUUCCUCGACUUCAUCAACCACUUCAUCGGAUUGAUGACAGAGAAGCGCGACGAAGUCUUGGACCAGCAAAGCCACAUCGACGGAGGCCUGAAGAAACUCAAGGAGACCGAGGACCAAGUGGCAAACCUGCAGAGCGGCUUGGCCGAGAAGGAGAAGAUGCUGACGGCCAAGAACAAGGAAGCGGAAGAGAUGAUGUCUCAGAUGGUGAAGGGCCAGGGCGAGGCCGAGGAGCGGAAGCAGGCUUCUCAGAAGCUCCAGGUGGACUUGGCGGAGCAGAGCAAGGUCAUCGACGAGAGAAGGGGGGAGAUCCAGAAGAAGAUCGAGGAGGUGGAGCCCGCCCUGGAGGCCGCCAAGAGCGCCGUGGGCGCUGUCAACAAGCAGGCCCUCGACGAGCUCCGGUCCAUGAACAAACCCCCGGAGCACGUGAAGAUGGCGAUGGAGGCGGUGAUCCUCAUGGUCCGGCCGGACAUCCCGCCGGCCACCAUCAACUGGGAGGCAGUGCGCAAGGUCAUGCGUGAUGCAAACUUCAUUCCCAGUAUUCUGGAGUACGACGCGGAGCAGCUGAAGGAUGCCACUAGGGAGACACUCAAGAAGAAGUACAUCCAAAACAAGGGAUGGGAUGUGUCGCGGAUCAAGCAAGCGUCCCGCUGUGCCGGUCCAGUGGCUCAGUGGGUAGAAAGCCAACUGCAGUUUGCGGAUCUCCUGAACAUGAUGGAGCCCAUGAGGAAUGAGCUCCAGCAGAUGCAGCAGCAGGCGGACAAGAAUAAAGUAGAGCUGCAGGCGUGCGAGAAGGAGGUUGCAGAGAUGGAGAAGAAAAUCCAGCAGUAUAAGGAGCAGUAUGCGCAGCUGAUCACCUCCGUGGAGCAGAUCAAGCACCAAAUGCAGCAAGUUCAGAAGAACUGCUCAAGAUCAACCCAGCUUCUUACAGACCUCUCAUCAGAGAAGAUAAGAUGGCAAGGCUCUUCCAAGGGAUUUCAGGAGCAGACGGCCAGCAUGAUCGGGGAUGUUCUGAUUUGCGGUGCCUUUUGCACCUACAUUGGCUUCUUUGAUCUCUUCAUGCGUCAGCGAGUUAUCCAACUCUGGCGGGAGAAAUUGGACGAAGCCGAAAUCAAGCAGAAGGAGGAUAUUUCUAUCAUCGAAUACCUGUCCAAACCUUCCGAGCGCCUGCAGUGGAAGCAAAAUGUGGCUUGGCACACCUGGCAGAAGCAUGUCCUCAUGGUGCAGUCGCUGAAGCUUAUUGGAUCGGCACCAUAG